ACACAAGCAAUUUACCAUCCUCACCUCACCAAUGGAGCUGCCAUUCAGUAGAAAUGGAGGAAACAAGGAAAGUCAGUUAAACAUGGCAUCGUAAAGAAAGACGAAACACUGUCAUUUAGGUUGAACAGCAUGGAAAACUCCUCGGAAUGGAGCAACAUUUCACUCGACUCUGAUUUCGAGCCCUGUGCCACGUUGAGGAGCUCCGGUUCACGAGUUGCCCUCUAUGUCUUCAUCAUCGCAGGGAUCGUCUGCACAGUUGUUGGCAACUUCCUGGUGGUUCUGGCAAUUGCUUACUUCAAACAGCUGCAGUGCCCUACAAACUCUUUCGUCAUGUCUCUGGCUGUUGCUGACUUCCUGGUGGGGCUGGUAGUUAUGCCAUACAGUAUGGUCAGAACAGUGGAAGGAUGUUGGUAUUUCGGCCCAACCUUCUGCCAUCUUCACUCCAGCUUGGACGUUAUGCUCUGCACAGCCUCCAUCUUCCAUCUGAGCUGCAUUGCUUUUGACCGCUAUUAUGCCGUCUGCAACCCUUUGGUGUAUUCGUUUAAGAUGUCCCGUAAACGUGUAGGUCUGCUGAUUGUGGUUUGCUGGGCCAUUCCUUUCCUCAUCUCCUUCGGCCCAAUCCUCCUCGGGCUGCACAAGCUUGGCAUGGACGUUCCUUUGACUGAGAACAUGUGCAUCUUCUUGGUGAACCGCGUUUAUGCAGUUAUGGCAUCCCUUGUUGCGUUUUACCUGCCUAUGGUGACCAUGUUGGUGGCCUACUGGAAGAUAUACAAAGCGGCAAAGCGGCAGGCCAUGCAGAUAAGCGCGAUGGAGGCGCAGAUGGCGGCAGGGGUGGGCAAGGACUCGAGCAAGAAACAAAAACAUCGCAACUCUAUAAGGAGGGAAAGAAAAGCGGCCAAAACUCUAGGCAUCAUCAUGGGGGUUUUCCUUCUUUUCUGGUUGCCGUUCUUUACUGUUAAUAUCGUCGACCCGUUCAUUGAGUAUGGGACUGCUGCUGUGAUAUGGGAUGUGUUCCUGUGGUUGGGGUAUGUCAACUCCUCCCUAAACCCUUUCCUCUAUGGUUUCUUUAACCGAUCCUUCCGAAGGGCUUUCCUCAUGAUCAUGGGCUGCAGAAUAUGUCUGCAUGGCACAGCUCAAGGAAUGGACCUCUCUCACUCGAAAAGAGAUGCCAAUGAGCGCACUGACAACCAGUAGACUGUUUAUCUGUUUGAAUCAAAUAUCCCAAACUUGUUCCUGUCCAGCCCAUAUGGCAAAAUGUGUUUUUUACCAAAAUAUUGUUCAAAUAUAGACUUUAGUGUCUUUGUUAGUGCGCCUGCCUACCAUGCCAGAAAUGUUGGUUUGAAUCCUGCUGAGGGGCGUAUUUCCCAAAAGCAUCAUUAGCUAACUGUGAUUGCAAGUUUUAUUGAACUUUAUGUUAUGGUAACGACGGAACUUGCACCCAUAGUUGCUUUUGGGAAAUGCACCUCAUGACAAGUGAGGUGAGGAGAACCAGAAGGGUGACACUGGUGCCGUGACCCAGAUGGGAGUGAGGUUUAGGGAUAUGAGUUUAACGGAGGCCAGCUAACAAGAGCUGUGCAGGUAAACCUCACUACCCUGAUCUUAAAAGGGUGCACUAGCGUCUGAAACUAGAGGCUGUGGUCUUUAGCAUCCUUGUUAACGCACAUAUAAAUUUCUUGCCCCCAAAAUAUAUUUUGGUAAAUGAGGGUUAAAACAAAAUAUAUUUUCUAUUUCAUAAAUAUAUUUGGAAUAUAUCAUGAGCUUUACUCUUUACAACAUAUUUUUUGCCAUAUGGGUUAUUGAAAAUAUAUUUAUGUAAAUAUAUUUUAAAAUCUUUAUUAGAAUAGGCCAUUUUUGUAUAUUUCAAAACAUAUUUAAAAUAGCUAUGAAUGUAUUACUGCUCUAUGGGUGACCAUAGGUAUUAUUCGUUGUAAGACUGUAAAAGUUUUUAAGGAUUAACACAUUAUGGAAUCUCAUUAUUGGUUCCAAAUAAUGAUCAAUGAUAUAACACAAACCCCAGUGAGAUCUGUUAGGCUAACAGCAUGACAAGUGAUAAAGUGCAUGCAAACAUUGUGAUUUAGUGUCGAACUUCCUGUAAAAUGUGUUUUCUUUCACAUCUUUCACUGUGUGAAUAAAUAAGAUGUCUGGCCUGCAUUCAUUUUUUUUUUUUUUUUUUUUUACAGAUUUAGUGCUUUGCAGCAAAUAAUCCUUCAUUCUACCGCAUCUAUUGCUAACACUAGUGCAAAGUGCACUCAAGGUAACAAACAGAACUUUUCAGUUCAUAUAUUGGCAGGAUUAUGAGCAUUCUGUGGUACGAGCUGUAACAGUGGGAAUCUAAAAUGGUUAAGAGCACAUUUUAAAUUCACAUAAUGUCCUUUGAAGAAAAAAGUUCUGGUAUGUUCAACAAAAUAUGGCAGCAUGAAAUAAUAAACACAGUGAAGAACAACCAGGAACAUUAUGUGUUUGCUUUUGAGUGUGCGGUUACAGUGCACUUACUACACAUAAAGUGCCUAUCAAAAGAAACACUCCAAAGAUGUGUGACACAUCCUCCACA
This is a messenger RNA of Cyprinus carpio (common carp), 2551 nucleotides long. Its product is annotated as 5-hydroxytryptamine receptor 4-like. Bases 130 to 1194 code for a protein of 354 amino acids. Gene Ontology annotation, biological process: adenylate cyclase-activating adrenergic receptor signaling pathway. The transcript has 2 exons. Lineage: Eukaryota; Metazoa; Chordata; Actinopteri; Cypriniformes; Cyprinidae. Gene Ontology annotation, cellular component: membrane. Gene Ontology annotation, molecular function: G protein-coupled receptor activity. The record is from RefSeq and is a predicted model, not a curated record.